Messenger RNA from Pseudogymnoascus destructans, 1593 nucleotides. RefSeq lists its product as uncharacterized. The transcript is spliced from 2 exons. NCBI's taxonomy places the organism in Eukaryota, Fungi, Ascomycota, Leotiomycetes, Thelebolales, Thelebolaceae. The coding region runs from base 1 to 1593 and encodes 530 amino acids. The record is from RefSeq and is a predicted model, not a curated record.
AUGAGCCCAUCUGCCUCCCUCCUCUUAAGUGGAGAUGAUGGGGGCAAGGGGGAUGAGAGGGAGACCUUAGACCCAUUUGAGCUAGCUAGUAGCAUGUUCCUAGAGGAGCUGGCAGGAAAGGAGGAUGCCUACCAUAGUGGCGAGGUCCCCUUCUCCCUUAGCAAGCAGGAGAAGGUGAACAAGGAGCUGUCUUCCCUCUCAAGCGUCAUCAUUAGCUCAACUACUAAGGAGACGGUCUCUUACAAGAAGGUCACUAUCAGUGUGGACGACCUCCGCCACUUGUUUAAAGAGGCCAUCCUUAGCUCACUACAAGACUUAAGGGAGAAGCUGCUCUUAGGGAUGCCUCAUGAGGAGUAUAAGCAUAUCUCCCUAGAGGGGUUCAGCGCAGUAGAGGAUGCCUCUAACACCUCUCCUUAUCAGUGCUUUCGCGACUUCCACCCCACCUCUCUUAGGAACAAUGCCCUUGUAAGGGACUACAUCCUUAAGACCGCUCUGCUAAGGGGCAAGUUCUUUAAGACAAGCAAGGAGAACAAGCUAGUGCUAGAUCUCAUCAUGGUAAGGGCCUACUUGAGGGAUGUAAAGGAGUUCCUAAAGCUAUGCCUCCUUAUCGUCCACUUUACAAGCGGCCUACCCUUAAGGGGGACAGAGCUCACUACCCUACGCUUCCUUAACUCUUAUAAGGACAAGAGGGAGAUGUUCUUGGACAAGGCUAGCCACCUCUUCAUCUUAAACAUCUCCUACUAUAAGGGGAAGGAGCAGAGGGAGAAGGAGACCUCUAACAUAAGGUAUCUCUGCAAGGAGGCCUCUAGAGUCUUCCUGCCGUACAUCACGCUCAUCUCUUCCUUUGUGGGCUUCCUUAACCUUGCAUCUGCAUCCUCUCCCUCCUCCUAUAAGUGGCUGCUGCCACUAAGCUGCUACUUCUUCCACCAUGAGAAGCAGGUCCUCACAUCUCGACAUCUCAGCAUUAGGCUAAGCACAUUUACAAACCUAGUCCUAGGACAGAAGAUAGGGAUACAAGUGUAUAGGCAGCUCAUUGUAGCAGUUGUGAGGGAGCUUAUGGGAGAGGCACUAAAUAAGGAGACGCUCACCCUAGAGGGAAGGGGGGACUCCUUCAGGGACAUAAGGGCCCUGCAAAUAAACCACUCUACUAGUGUAGAGGAGCUGCAUUAUGGGAGGAGCACCUCUACCUUCUCCAAUGUUAGAGAGGGUGUGCAAAGGAGAUACCUUGAGUUCUGCCUAAGGUUCUUUGCCUACUUCCACAUCUCAGAUCUAGAUGUCAACUCUCACCCCUUCGCAGGUGCCUUAAGGGACAAGGAGAUGCUAGAUGAGAGCUUUAGAGGGGAUUUGCAAAGGGCCAAGGGGUCUAUGCUUGCACUGCGUUUCUAUAAGGGUCCUACCUCCUCCUCCCCUCCCUUAGCCUCUGGCAGAAAGCACCUUAGGGGCAGGUCUAGCAUUGCGAGUGCCUUGCAGGAUGACUUUGCAGCUAAGACGGUGAGGCUAGAAGACCUCAACAACAUGUCAAGCUCCCUUACCUCUACCUCUACUACCCUCCUUUAUCUGCUACGGGAGUUCCUUAGCAAUCCCUUAGUGUAA